AUGGCGGAGCCAGUCUUCAUCGCUGCAGUCGCUGCGGUAGUCGCCGUUCUUCUUCGUAUCGCAUAUCUCCAGCUCCUGCCGAAACCGAUUCCCGGAGUUCCGCACAACAAGGACUCUGCCGGGCGCCUUCUGGGGGACGCUCCGUAUUUCAAGCAGUACGAGAAGGCAGCGCGUUUCCGAACCAGGUUCUUCUACGACCUCGUCUCGAAGCACAAAUCCCCCCUCGCCCAGUUCUUUCCCGGGCCUUUUGCUCGUCCGUUCCUCGUCCUCGCCGACUAUCGUGAGGCCCAGCGUCUGAUGUCCAAGCAGAGCAAGGAUCUGAGUCGGGGGUUUCUCAACAACGUUGUCUGGAGUUUCUUCCUGCCAAACCACUUCAUCGCCAUGGAGGACUCUCAUCCGUCGUUCAAGAAGUCGAAGUUCCUCACAAAGGAUUUGAUGACCAACAACUUCCUUCAUACGGUAUCGGCCCCGGCCUCACACCAGGCCGUUUCGAACUUUGUAAAACUCUGGAAGCAAAAGGCCGCGAUCGCCCAAGGGUUGCCUUUUGAAACCACGAGGGACCUUGAAGGCCUCACUUACGACAUCAUGAUGACGGCCAUCUUUGGGAAGGGAGAGGGAGAAGGCAUGACGAUGCAGCAGUCCCAGGCAUUGCUGAACGACACAGUCAAAACAGACGGUACCGCAAAGGUCGCGUCGUUUCCGCCGGCCGCCGACCCCGAGAUCCUCCAAGCCCACCAUGACUUGAACGUCUCGAUUACGGGGGCCUUCGGAUCCCUUUUUCCCAGAGUAUUUUUCUUUUUCGAAAAGUUCCGCCCACGCACGCGCCGGGCGCUUGCCACGAAGCGAGACUUCGUCCAGGCCGAGAUCGGCCGCUCUGUCGCGCAGUUGACGGCGAAUAGCCCGGGGGGGAAGCCGGGCAACCAACUCGCGUCGGCGGCAGACUAUGUCAUUUCCCGCGAGAGAACGGCAGCCGAGACCGAGGGACGACAGCCCGUGUACGACAGCAUGGAGUUAAACGAUAUGCUUUGGGGUUACUUUGGCGGCGGGCAGGAUUCUACCCACAGCACGUUGUGCUUCACGGUGAAGAACCUCGGGAUGCAUCAGGGCGCCCAGUCCGAACUACGACGCGCUCUCCGUCAAGCCCACCACGAAGCACACACUCGGGAGCCCACCGUCCAAGAGAUCAUCAGGACGCAGGUGCCCUACCUGGAUGCCUUUAUCGAGGAAACUCUUCGCCUAUGCAGUCCCGCCGGAGCCAUCACGAAGGAAACGGCUUGCGAUACGAUAGUUUCCGGCCACGCCAUCCCGAAGGGCACCCCAAUAAUGAUCCUGCUCACGGGCCCGACGUUCACUCAGUCCGGGGUCCGGCCCCCGGAGAAGCUCUCGGAGGGCGGCGUCAGCGACUGGUCCUGCAGCGAGUACCCGGCCGAGGGCUUCCACCCGGAACGAUGGCUGCGGAGCGACGAGAAUGGUUAUGUGAGAUACGACAACAACGCCGGGCCCUUUUUGAGCUUCAGUACCGGCCCGAGGGGAUGCUGGGGGAAGCGGCUGGCGUACCUGGAGCUCAAGCUCAUCGUGACGUUGCUGGUAUGGAAUUUUGAGUUCCUGAAAUUGCCUGCCGAGCUCGAGGACGAUGGCUUGACGGAGGGGCUCUUUACGAAGCCCAAGUCGAGCUUGGUGAGUCUGAAGGCGAUAACGGGAUGA
Colletotrichum destructivum is the source of this 1704-nucleotide messenger RNA. RefSeq names its product Putative cytochrome P450. Gene Ontology annotation, molecular function: heme binding; monooxygenase activity; iron ion binding. The transcript has 2 exons. The coding region runs from base 1 to 1704 and encodes 567 amino acids. The record is from RefSeq and is a predicted model, not a curated record. Lineage: Eukaryota; Fungi; Ascomycota; Sordariomycetes; Glomerellales; Glomerellaceae.